ACAUGGGAUCGUGGACUUCUCAUAAAUGGCACCGUGAAAUUGUCCGGUAAUGAAGAUGUCGACAAAUGCAAGCUGUUCAAGGAUUUCGCUGCUCAGGUCAAGGCGAACGGAGGGCGAAUCGACAAACUGAAAGUUGCCGAUGACUUUGCACUGUUGGAUCCUUGCAAGGUCGAAGACCAGGUUUACGGUACCUCAUGCGGGACGAUGUUCUGUAAUGAAGCGCUCGGAGAGGAAUGUAUCGCUGGAAAAUUGUGUGGAUGCCCGAAGGGACAGAAGCGAAAGGAUGCACAGAGCCCUUGUCGCGUGGUGGAAUCCUUCAAUCUGCCGCUUUACGUCAUACGAGACGGUAAUAAUCCACUGAAAUAUACGCCAGGUCUUGCUAACCCGCGAGAUGACAGACAUAAGGAACUAGUGGAAAGGUUUGAGUCUGGAGUUGGUGAGAGCUACGACAAGACACCUCUCAAGAACGGAUUCGUUUCUGUUGAAGUAAAUGACAUCGAGGAGCCCUCGCUGCGAAAUGCGUCAUGGAUUUCCGGUGUACUGUACAACUUCACAACUCACUUUGUUCGUGGUGCCGUCGGUGCUCCAUCGUCGGUCUUUACCGAUUUGGUCGAUUAUAUCAUCAAGAAAAACAACUAUGAAGUUGGCCAAUCCAAACUGUACAUUUCUCCGGAUCAGAUGAAUCCUUUCACCGCUUGCUACUCGAGCGAUUGUCAUGCAAACGCUAUCUGUACACCUCUUGGAAAGGGAUUCAGCUGCCAAUGCCCGAACGGCUACCGGGAUCUGAAUCCUUCUCAUCCGGGACGACAGUGCCUCGCAUACGUGGGUGUGAACGAAUGCGAGAAACCAGAACUGAACGAAUGUUCUCCGGAUGCACGUUGCAUCGAUCUGGAUUACCUUUACAAGUGUGAGUGUGUAUCUCCGUAUGUGAACGCGGCUCCCGAAGGAGCAGUACCCGGCUCCGUUUGUACCAUCGACUACUGCUCUGAUGUGCACUACUGUCCAUUGAACUCGACCUGUAAAAAUGUCGGCGACCAGGCUAAAUGCGACUGUAACGCUGGUUUUGUCGAUCUACGCAAGUCGGAUAGACUGUCAGAGGCUGGCCUCGGUGAUGCGAUCUGCAUGCGACACACGGAUGUGAAUGAGUGCCUCCUUGGACUGCAUAAUUGCAGUGCAGCAGCGAUCUGUACAGACCUGAAGUACGCUAUACCGAUGGUAACCCAUCGGAAGCCAGGCCGGGUAUGUGCAGCGUUGCUGUGCGGUCUGUGCAACGGCCACGGUGACUGUAUUCACGACAGUGUCACCAACAAUGUCACCUGCGCAUGUGUCGACGGCUAUUCUGGACAGUUCUGCGAGGCUGCUCCGUCAAAUGCAGGCCUCAUUUUGAUGACCAUUCUGGCUCUACUGUUCCUCCUGCUCACGCUGCUUUGCUGCUUGUACCUCUGCGCGCGGUGCCGUUGCUUCGGUGCAAGAGGCAUCAGCGAAGGCAGUGCAAGCGGCCGGGAAAUACUCGGUUCCGACUACUACACCAUUCCUCGUGCCAAGCUGAAGCCGGGCGCCCAUGCGGUAUGCUCUUCGGCAGUACUCCUCGUUAAAAAUGGACAAUAUGGUGUCUGCUUUCAGGAUGAGAUGAUGGGCCAUGACAAUGCUGCCGUUCUUGGCGCAUACUUGGACGAUGGAGCUUCGGUCUCGUCGGACGGCUCUCUGGAAGAGAUCGAACGAAGAGUCACCACAGAUGUCACCACCCGCGAGAUUCGUACUACGACCGUUCGCGAUGAGAUGGGCAACGUAGUCAGCCAAAGUCAGACGGUGUUGCACGGUCCGUUUGAGACGGACACCGAGCAGUACGCGGUGACAUCGGCAGACCACUUCCGUCAGGCGUCAUCGGCCAGCGCAGCUGCUGGAGCCACAGCGGCGUCUCUUCAUGGCAGCUCCGGCCUCAUCACUUCUGGAGUUCAAGGAGCUUCGAUGGGUGGACAUAUGAGGACAGAAGGAGCGUACGAUUCGGAGUCUGACGCGGAUUCCGAUGCCGGUCGUGCCACGUACGAUCGAGUGACGCGAGUCGCCCAAUCGCACGAUUUCCUACCCGGCGCUGAUCCACGAGUGGGAACCGAACGACGACGAAACGAAGUUGUCACCACCACCACUGCUGAAGAAGUCAACUACUUUUAA
This is a messenger RNA of Ostertagia ostertagi, 2172 nucleotides long. The record is from the annotation of a GenBank genome assembly. Lineage: Eukaryota; Metazoa; Nematoda; Chromadorea; Rhabditida; Trichostrongylidae.